AUGUCGCCCUCUCGAACACUCCCAAACUUUUCGCUGGCCGAGCUUGCCUCUCACAAUACUACGAAGAGUUGCUAUGUAACAAUGGGGACUCGCGUCUUUGAUGUCACGGACUUCAUAGAAAGUCAUCCAGGCGGUGAAGAUCUGGUGUUGGAGUAUGGAGGAAUGGACGUCACUGAUAUAUUGAAGGACGAGGUAUCUCAUACGCACUCCCAAGCCGCGUAUGAAAUACUGGAGGAUUCCCUCGUUGGAUUCUUGGCCACUGAGAAAGUGAUCGGCGCUGCCGCUGGGAGUACCCAUCCAGACAAUAUCCUGCCUCUUCCAGCCACAGAAGAGGGAGCAAAAGAAUUGAAGCAGAAUGGAGUCGUCAAUCGGGUCCCAGUCUUCGCGAGCACUGGCAUGUCUUCUGAAGAGGACCUUGUUAAGGAGACAGACCUUGUUACCGAUUACAAAGCCCACAAAUUCCUCGACUUGAACAAACCAUUGCUUAUGCAAAUGUGGUUUGGUGGAUUUAGCAAGGAUUUCUAUCUUGAACAAGUUCAUCGGCCACGCCACUACAAAGGGGGAGCCUCCGCUCCAUUGUUUGGAAAUUUCCUCGAACCCUUGACCAAAACAGCUUGGUGGGUUGUCCCCACGAUAUGGCUACCACUAGUUGCAUAUGGCACAUAUAUUGCGAGGGCUGGUUGCUCUAGUUUGUUGGAAGAGGGAGCUUACUGGUUCCUUGGUCUUUUUCUCUGGACUUUAGUGGAAUAUAUCCUACACAGAUUCCUCUUCCAUCUAGACAAAUAUCUACCAGAUAAUAGAGUUGCCCUGACUCUCCAUUUCUUACUCCACGGGAUACAUCACUACCUUCCCAUGGAUAAACUCAGACUGGUGAUGCCGCCCACCCUGUUCCUCGCCCUUGCGACGCCAUUUUGGAAGCUUGCCCAUUUCGUAUUCUUCUGGAACUGGUCAAUUGCAACAUCUGUGUUCUGUGGUGGUAUCUUUGGGUACAUCUGCUAUGACCUGACCCAUUACUUUUUACACCACAAGAACCUGCCUUCUUACUGGAGAGAGCUGAAAAAGUACCAUCUGCAACAUCACUUUAUGGACUAUGAGAAUGGAUUUGGCGUAACAAGUCGAUUCUGGGACGGGGUAUUUGGCACCGAGAUUGCGCCACCUCCUGUCAAGACCUUAUAG
Molecule: messenger RNA, 1176 nt
Organism: Venustampulla echinocandica
Lineage: Eukaryota; Fungi; Ascomycota; Leotiomycetes; Helotiales; Pleuroascaceae
Product: Ceramide very long chain fatty acid hydroxylase
Exons: 2
Coding region: 1-1176 (391 amino acids)
Biological process (GO): lipid biosynthetic process; fatty acid metabolic process
Cellular component (GO): endoplasmic reticulum; membrane
Molecular function (GO): iron ion binding; fatty acid 2-hydroxylase activity; heme binding
Source: RefSeq, a predicted model, not a curated record